Messenger RNA from Triticum aestivum (bread wheat), 3302 nucleotides. RefSeq names its product protein TRACHEARY ELEMENT DIFFERENTIATION-RELATED 7A. The transcript is spliced from 4 exons. The record is from RefSeq and is a predicted model, not a curated record. Lineage: Eukaryota; Viridiplantae; Streptophyta; Magnoliopsida; Poales; Poaceae. Bases 1 to 630 code for a protein of 209 amino acids.
AUGGGCCUGUACCCUAUAUCAGUGUCGUCUACCGAAAAAGCAAACCCCAUCCUUCCCAGCCCAAAGCAAAAAGAACAAAAAAAAACCCACGCCCCCACCCCACUGCCCCAUCUUCAUCCAGACCCCGAUCCCCCGCUCCCAGCGCGCCGCCGCCGCCUGGCUCCCUCCCCCAUCGCGCCUCCGCCGCCUGGCUCCCUCCCCGUCGCGCCUCCGCCGCCCGGCUCCCUCCUCUUCGCGGCACCGCCGCCCGGCUCCCUCCCCGAGCGCCACGCCGCCGCCCUGCUCCCUCCUCCAGCGCACCGCCGCCGCCCGGCUCCCUCCCCCAGCGCGCCGCCGCCGCCCGGCUCCCUCCCCCAGCGCGCCGCCGACCGGCCCCUCCCCCAGCGUGCCAGCGGCCGGCCCCUCCCCCAGCACGCCGCCGACUGCCCCAUCUACCCUAGCGCGCCACCGCCGGCCCCCUCCCCCAGCGCGUCGUCGAGCAGCCCCUGGAUGGCGCAACUCCGGCUGCACCAUCGUGGUGGAGGCGCGGCGCCGUCUUUGAGAUGCUCCAUCAGCUGCUCCUCCUCCUCCUGGUAUGCACAAGCUCCAAUUCGUCGAGAUGCUCCGUGGAGGCCCACCAGACUCACAUGACAACGCUGGCCGUCCACAGCCACCACCACAGGCCGUUCACAGCCACCACUCAUGGCCGUCACAAAAAACACCCCAAAGUGCAGACCAUACAUGAGGACAAGGGCGAGGAGGAGGCAGCAGGAAAGAGCUAAGCGAUCUUCAGUUCAUGUUUGCUGCGAUUUUCAGUCCAGCCGGCUUACUAUUUCAGCACCAGGGUAACUAAAAAGCUCUGCGUCUGACAGAAUAUCUCUUGUUAUAACUUUUAAAUUUGUCUAGAUGCGAGGAACAAAAUCUCCAGCCAACUUUUUGCUUUGCUGAUAUAAAUCAAGCUCUGUUUUGUUGUUGAGCAACAAAAGUAUGUUAGCCGCAGGAGUUAAAAAAUCAGCUGCUUUGAACUAAAUCAAAAUGUGUCACGCAAGUUCAGGUAUACCUGCUGCAGGAGUUCAAAAAUCUGAAGAAACGAAGCUCAACCCAAGUUUAAAAACUGUUUCCUUAAUAAAUUAGUUGUUUUUGGUUAAUUUGUUGCUAUGGACAGUAAAAAAUACACACUGUUGUGUAGUGCAUGUGUGUAUUGUAAUUGUAAUUGUGGUUUGGAGUUCAGGAAAAGAUAACAAAAAGGUUCAUAGAAGAACCCAAAACAUUUGGUAGUUAUGUAAGCCCAAAUUUGAGUUCAACGUGUUUUCUAUCAUCAGCUCAUUAAGAACCCCAACGGUUCAAUGUGUGUGUUCAAAAAAAUAGUGUGGCUAUAUAUUAAAAAAUUAGUAGCUCGGCAAAAAAGAAGUUUAACCGAUUCAGUGCAAGUUUUACUUCUGAAAACUGACAUUGUUCAUCAUGUACUGAUCCAUUUCAACUGUGGAUGUGUUUAAAAAAACUGAUGUUCGGCAUAUACUUAAAAUGCCAUUAAAAAAUGAAGAGUAAAUAGCAUCAGUGAGUUCUAGUACCUAUAUUGCAAAAGUUCAUUGACAAAAAAAAUAUCAGUACAGUAUGAUGCUUCAGUUAGAAGAUCACUGAUGCUAUUUGCUUCAUAGUUUCUUUGUUGUUUCAACUUCUAUUUUAACCUUUUCUUCUGUAAAUUCUGCAUCUUUUUUAUUUAUUUACAGACUAUAUGCAUGAUACUUGUACUGGAACUAGAGUACAAGUUUUAAUUCCAGGCAAGUUUAAUUGAAAAUACUCUUAGUUUUAGAAAUUGAAGAAUUCUUUCAGGAAGAAAUAGCCUUUUGAGCUACUAUUGAUGGCUAGCAUUUGUGCCCCGAAGGUAUUUGUGCUUAUUCCUAAAAGAGAAAAAAAUGCAUUUCACUCACUUAUGUUACUAUGUUCUUUCUAGCACACAAGAUGUUGUGUUAAUCUGUAUGAGAGCAUAGGAUGUCUAAAUGCAGAAGUAGUUCCAUAAAAUGUCAUUGUGUUAAAAGAUGCACAAACUAUUGUGUUUUUUGGUACCUCACGGCAGUGUGUAGCCCUUGUACGCCUUCUAAAUACCGAUGCAUGUUUUUCUUUGGUACUUGUCUUCAGUACUAGUUUGGAAGGCCAGGAAGUUCUACUUCUGGCAUCAGCCAACGGAGCAUCGGUCGAAGAAGGCCGAUGCGCCUUGUGCCAGCUCCGGGCAUCGCCGGAGGCCCUACCUGUUCUUCCACCACCCCUGUGCACUCACCAUCGAGCCUAUCCAUGCAUAGCUCUAGUAGCCCAGCGUCACAAUACACAGUGGCCGGUGGAGCAGCUCCCUCCUCUCAGCUGCUCAAUGGCUUGCAGAGGCGUGAGAUUGCUAGGAGUUCAACAUGCAGAACCGUGCAUGUCCAUGUCCAUGUUCCUCCUACAUUUUAAUCUGAAGGCAGUGACACCACUAAGGAAAAAGAAAAUAAUCAAUAUUUUCUGUAGCAAUGCAAUGGGCAUUUGGCUCAGCAAAUCUUACAUUACUAGAGGUAUCUUCAUAAUUUCUUUUACUGGAAAAAAUACAAGUAGUGCAGCUUACCUCUUAUGACCAGUACACAACCUUGAGUCAAAUAGCAAUAUAUGGAAAGUAUGCCAACAGGUGGUUGCUAUGAAGCUUGUGUGCCUGUACAACAUGUGAAACUUUGUGGAAAGUUUUGUGACUUCAUAUGCUAUGGUGGCAACUUUUGUGUGUCUACACAUCUUUCUAAAUCUUGUGGUAGUGUUAGAUAUUUCUAUGUAUUGAUGAGCUUCAGGCUUGUCGUUGUUCAUGCAGAUUAAUUCUUUGUUAAUUACUAUUGCAGAUUCAGUAAAUGUAGCCUUUGUCUUCUCACUGAAGUUUUAUUGUGAAGAUUUUUUAAUGCACACCGAAACCAGAUUGUCUGCUCCUACAUGCGCAUCAUAUGCAUAUUUUUCCAUCAAGAAACCUCAUCAUAUGUAUAUGUCUUCUAACUCUAGAUUUUGAUGAUGCAAAGUUGUAUGGGUGUACACAUUUCUUAUUUCUAUUGCUAUUGGUUCAAAUGACCAAUUGCUAUAAGUUCCUAUGUGUGUUAGAGAACAAUAGUGUUUGGCCGGUUCAAGCUUUGCACUGGUGGAAAUUUUUUUGUACCCUUGUGCGAAAGCACUUUAUUUUCUGAUGAUUAUUAUUGUUGUCAUGUGGGUGUGCUUGAACAUUUGCUGUGCAAGAAAAAGGCCUGUGAUUUUUGUGUUGUGGUGGGUGCUAUGGAUAAUAUGAAAAUGUGCAGUCGGUGUGGUGUAUAUGUCAUUCA